UUGCAAUUUCCAUAUUAUUUUUAGCCCAGAUAAUGAUUGUCCUGGAACUAAUUCUUUUAAUUGCAGAGCUUCUAAGCCUUGUCAGUGGUCAGGAAAGCUGUGAAGAUGGCUCAUGUCAUCCAACAAUUGGGGACCUUCUCGUAGGACGUAGUAAGCAGUUGUCAGCAUCUUCAACAUGUGGCCAGGAAGAGCCCCAGAGAUAUUGCAUUAUCAGCUACUUAGAGAAUGAACAGAAAUGUUUCAUCUGUGAUUCUAGGAAUCCAUAUAAUCAGUAUUAUCAUACCAAUAGUCACCAGAUUGAGAAUGUCAUUUCAACAUUUGAUCCAGAUUGGAAAAAGAAAUGGUGGCAGUCAGAAAAUGGAGUUGACCAAGUUAGUAUUAGACUGGACCUAGAAACAUUAUUUCAGUUCAGCCAUCUAGUGAUGACCUUCAAGACGUUUCGUCCUGCUGCAAUGCUGGUUGAAAGAUCACGAGAUUUCGGGAAGACGUGGAAGGUGUUUAAAUAUUUUGCCCAAAAUUGUGAUGAAGCAUUUCCGGGUAUUCCCCAUGGUCAUGCUGAUGAAGUAGGAGAUGUGGUCUGUGAUUCAAGAUAUUCUGCCAUGGAGCCAUCUUCGGAAGGAGAGGUGGUUUUGAAAGCUCUAGAUCCCAGUUUUGAUAUUGAUGAUCCAUAUGAUCCCUACAUACAAGAUAUAAUUACCGUAACAAACUUAAGAGUUAACUUUACAAAGCUUCACACCUUUGGGGAUACAUUAAGCAAUGGAUGGAAUGGUGAACCCCAGGAAAAAUAUUAUUAUGCUGUUUAUGAAAUGAUUGUAAGAGGAAACUGCUUUUGCAAUGGCCACUCCAGUCAGUGCGUCCCUGUAGAUGCCAUGAGAGGAGAUGUUUUCAAUGAGCCCGGAAUGGUCCAUGGCAAAUGUGUCUGUCAACACAAUACAGAUGGCCUAAACUGUGAGAAAUGCAAGGAAUUUUAUAAUGAUGCACCAUGGAGCCCAGCAGUUGGCUUCGAGGAUAAUGCCUGUAAAAAAUGCCAUUGUAAUGGACACUCUGAUAGGUGUCAUUUUGACAUGCAGGUAUACCAGGCAAACAAUGGUACCAGCGGUGGUGUAUGUGAGGACUGCCAGCAUAAUACCCAAGGAAAUCAGUGUGAACUGUGUAAACUAUACUUUUAUCACGACCCCCUUAAGGACAUCUCUGAUCCUGAUACUUGUAUUCCUUGUGAUUGUGACCAAAAUGGUACUCACGCAUAUGGAUUAUGUGAAGGGAAAACAGACCGCAAACGGAGAAUCAUUGCUGGGACAUGCUAUUGUAAAGAAAAUGUUGAAGGAAUCCGCUGCGAUAGGUGUAAACCGGGCUAUUAUGGGAUGAACGCCAAUGACCCUGUGGGAUGUAAAUACUGUGGUUGCAACUCUUUUGGAACCUUGCCCUCCUCAUUCUGUGAUGCUGUUACUGGGCAAUGCCAAUGUCAGAGCUUUGCUACAGGCCAGUACUGUGAAGAAUGUAUGCCUGGCUAUUGGGGACUUGGAAACAGUCUGUACCCUUGUUCAGCAUGCAACUGUGAUAUCGGAGGUGCACAUACAAGUGUAUGUUCUCAAAGUACCGGUCAAUGUGACUGUCUUCCUAACAUUGUAGGGCUUCAGUGUAAUGAACCUGCAAAUGGCUAUUAUAUUGUACCCCUAGAUUACUACAUCUAUGAGGCAGAGAAAGCCCAAGCACUCUCUGGAUCUGCAACUAUAGUUAAUCCAACUCCCAUGCCAAAAUGCAAGGAUUACUUCCUCAAACAAGGAAUAGAUUUCCGCUAUGAGAAUGGCAGGAUAAUACUGAAAAGUAUGAGGAAAAGAAGCCUACGAGGCAGACGACAGGCCCAGGAAAUUGUCCCAUAUGGCACAGAGGGUGUCGUGGAACUGGUCUUACGGCAGCCAACUCCUGGAAAACCUAUCACAUGGACAGGCCCUGGAUUUGCACGUGUUCUAAAUGGAGCUGGUCUAAGGUUUACUGUAGACAACAUUCCCUACUCUAUGGACUUCCUCAUUGCUAUUCGAUACGAGCCAGAGUCUUUGGAAGACUGGACUGCAAGAAUUACAGUUAACCAACCACAUGGUGUAGCGAGCGAAUACUGCAAGGACAGAACACCCCAGCCUGAGGGAUAUGUAUUGAGUCUUCCUGCUAAUUCCAGGUUAUCUCUGCUGAACUCAUCUGUUUGCCUGGACCCUGAUGCAGAAUACCAGAUAGAUGUCUAUUUCUCUCAAACUUCACCCACAAACACUAAUAGCAAAUUCUAUAUUCUAGUUGAUUCACUCGGACUGAUUCCCCAGAUUGCUUCUGUAAGCAAUCUAUGUACUGAAGCAGAAUUAGAAGAGUAUGAUUAUUAUAACUGCAUUGAGAUUGCUUCAGAUCUUGGAACACAAAUUCUACCAGAUGUGUGCGAGAGGCUUAUUUUUAGUAUGUCUGCCCGUAUGCACAAUGGAGCUCUGAAAUGCACUUGUAAUCCAGAUGGGUCUUUAAGUACUAUCUGCAGUAAGAUUGGUGGAAAAUGUCAAUGUAAACUUAAUGUUGUUGGAAGCUGUUGUGACCUGUGUGCUGUGGGCAGUUAUGGAUUUGGCCCAAGCGGUUGCUUAGAAUGUGACUGCGAUAGCAAAGGGUCAAUCAGCACAUUAUGUGAUCAGGUGACCGGUCAGUGUGCUUGCCGCAGAGACAUACAAGGACGGCGCUGUGACAACUGUUUGAUUGGAUAUUAUGGAUUUCCAAACUGCCGACCAUGUCAAUGCAACGGAAAUUCCGAGACAUGUGACUCAGUUACUGGUGCUUGUAGGGAUUGCAAGGGGAAUACAGAUGGGACCAACUGUGAACGGUGUCUGGAUAAUUAUUAUGGUAAUCCAAUAAUGGGGCAACCAUGUCGCCCAUGCAUGUGUCCUGGUUCGCCUACAAGCAAGCAAUAUUUUGCAACUUCCUGUCAACAAAACAAUGAGACAAUGGAGGUGACUUGUAAUUGUCUUGAAGGUUAUACAGGAAAGAACUGUGAUGAAUGUCCGGAUGGCUUUUAUGGAAAUAUAGAAGAGGGGGAAAAGUGUUUACCAUGUCAGUGUAAUAACAACAUUGAUGUGAAAGAUCCUGACUCAUGUGAUAGGGUUACGGGAGAAUGUCUGAAGUGUACGAAUAACACAUAUGGUCCUAACUGUGAAUCGUGCGUACCUGGUUACUUUGGAUCAGGAAUUCAUCAAAACUGUACAAGCUGCAUCUGCAAUCAGACAGGAACACAUACUCAGAACUGUUCAAUUUAUGAGGAAGCGGGAGAAUGUGGCUGUGACAGAAUUACAGGGCAGUGCCCAUGUUUACCUAAUGUGGUUGGCAUUAGCUGUGAUACAUGUGCUAUUGGAUACUGGGGCUUUGCCAGUGGAAAGGGAUGCCAACCCUGUGACUGUCACCUAAAUAAUUCCAAUGGAAACCAAUGCAAUCAGCUUACAGGUCAGUGUCAAUGUAAACCAAAGUACAGAGGAAAGAAUUGUGACCAAUGUGAAGAAAAUCACUAUGGAAAUCCAGCAGUUCAAUGUACACGUUGUAGGUGUAACGUGGAAGGUACUCUGAUGCCCAUCUGUGAUAAAGACACUGGUGCAUGUAACUGUAAACCUGGGGUUACUGGAACCAACUGUGACCAAUGUGCACCUAAAUUCCAGCAACAAUUCCCUGCGUGUCCACGAUGUCACAUGUGCUUUGAUCAAUAUGAACCGGAAGUAGCAAAUCUAUCAACCUCUGUCCACGCUUUGGUAAGAUUAGCUGCUAAUAAUGGUCCCACAACAUCACCAGCUGGCUGUGACGUCCAGAUGAGUAUCCUCCGAGAUAAACUUUCUGCUAUUGAGAAGAUUUUUCGGAGUCCAAUACUUUCACCUGAAAAGUACAACAAAGUAAAGAAAUUCUUUGACAGCAUAAGGCAAAAAGUGGAUAAAAUAAAGGUUCCAGAUUUGGGGAAAUUCCAUGAAAUUGCAAAAAUGAAGAAAACGAUUUCAGAUAUAGGAAAAGAGAUUGAUGAUUUAUUUAUUGAACUCAACAAUAUAAAGAAAAGGAAAGAGAAAGAAAACACAAUGAAAGCUAAACAAAACACAAUCAAAGCAAAAGAUGUUCAAGAGUCUUUGGAGAAGAUCAUCAAACACUACAAAACAUCUUCGUCUGCCGUAGAGAGAGCUCGUAAUGCUACUUCUGUUAUUAGGACUGCAACAAAAUCUAGGAAAAACAUUUUAAGUGCAUUGAACAAUCUAGACAUAAAAGACAAACAAAACUUUGACAAGCUAAACAAAAUGAAAACACUACAAAUAAGCACAUUGAAUGAAAUGGUUUGUGGAACAGUCUGGGACUUUCCAUGUGAUAUUGCGCCAUGUGGAGGAGCCUUAUGCCGAGACAAGUUUGGAAGAAGGAAAUGUGGUGGACCAGAUUGUAAUGGAGCUAUGCCACUGGCAAAAGAUGGCUUGAAGAAAGCAAAUGAAACAGAUACCAAGUUAAAGAGUGUUGCAAUUCAUCUACUUGAAGCUGAGAAACAGAUUGAGAACAUGAGACAAAUAGCAGAAGACACAAAGUUAAAAGCUGCUCGACUGAACAAAACACUAACCAAAGCAAUAAGUCGAAUUGAAGCCGACAAAAAUCGCUCUAAAGAACUCAUAAAGAAUGUCAGAGAUUUUCUGCUGGACAGCGUACCUGUCCACCAAUGCCGAAAAAAGAGUGGAGGCAAGACACCACAGGAAUUUGAUGCUACUGCAAACCCAGAAGAAAUAGAGAAAAUAGCCAAUGAAAUUCUUGCUAUUAAGCUGCCAGCUGCCCCAUAUGAUUUAAUUAACAUAUUAAACAAAAUUAAAAAGUUUUGCGAUGAUUACAAGGAAAACAAAAAAAACUUACAAAAACAACUGGAAGAAGUGAAGAAACUCACUGAGCGAGCAAAAGAUGCAAAAAAAGCAGUGGAAAAUCUUCCAAAUGGAGAUGAAAUUCGAAAUAACUUAAAACAGGCUGACAGUGCACAGAAGAAAACCAAUGCUUUACUAAAAAAUGUGAAUAAGAAUAUCCAAGAUAUUAGAAACAAACUUUCACAGGCUCAAGAAAAAGCAGAUAAAGUAGACAGCAAAUUAAAAGCUGUAAAAGAUUUGCACUCACAACUAGAAUCAAAAAUUGCAGAAUUGCAAGAAAAAAUGCUAAAAAACAGGAUUGCAGCUGAUAAAGCACAAAAAGGAGCAAACAAUGCGUUGAAAGAGGCAUCUGAAAGUGAAAAUGGUCUAAAUAAUCUAAAAGAAAAAUAUAAACUGCUAAAGGAACAGAUGAAGAAUCAGGAUAUCCCUCCAGAAAUUUCAGAGAGAUUGCAAAAGCUGAAGCAAAAUGCUGAAAAUCUAGUCAAUACUAUUAACGAAAAAUUUGAACGAAUAUCAGAUCUAGAAGAGAAGAUAGACGACCUGAACAAAGCAAAUGAAGAAAAAGUCAAUCAGCUACUAAAACUGGAGGAGCGCGCCAAAGAGCUUAAGGACUACAUAGUUACGGAAGAAAAUAAGCAAGCUAACUGCAGAGACUAAUUUCUUACUCGAUUGUUAAACAAUGUUUUCUAGUAAUGACCAAUAUUUCGAAAUAAAACG
This is a messenger RNA of Hyla sarda, 5603 nucleotides long. RefSeq names its product laminin subunit beta 4 (gene LAMB4). The record is from RefSeq and is a predicted model, not a curated record. Gene Ontology annotation, cellular component: laminin trimer. Lineage: Eukaryota; Metazoa; Chordata; Amphibia; Anura; Hylidae. The transcript has 35 exons. Bases 33 to 5543 code for a protein of 1836 amino acids. Gene Ontology annotation, biological process: basement membrane assembly; cell migration; substrate adhesion-dependent cell spreading.